Molecule: messenger RNA, 897 nt
Organism: Acytostelium subglobosum LB1
Lineage: Eukaryota; Evosea; Eumycetozoa; Acytosteliales; Acytosteliaceae
Exons: 2
Coding region: 1-897 (298 amino acids)
Source: RefSeq, a predicted model, not a curated record
AUGCCCGAGAACGAUCUGAUGCGUGACAAGUGCCUAAACUGGUGUGAGCAUGUGUCGCGGCCUCAUUGUGUCCUGAAGAACAUCCGCACCAUGUCCAUCGCCCUGGAGUCCAGGGCGAUGGACUACUUUUCAAGGCCAAGCAGAUUCAAACAGUGUUGGACAUACUACUCAAAUAGAGUGUUCGAUGAGACCCUGUCAUCACUCGAGACGCUGAACCUCUUCAUCAAUGAUGGUGAGGCCGAUAACUCAUUCGAUAAUAUAACUUGCAAGAUACUUGGACAGUGCACAAAGCUUCGAGAGUUCUGCGUGGUAGUGGCGACGUCGUCCUAUCCCCUCAACUACGUGUUUGACAAUCUCUUGGCUUACAACGAUGGCUUCAUCCCUAUCCUUGCGCCAACUAUUCGAUUCAUACUAAAGGACGACCUCCCCAACGUUUUGCUGCGAUCCGCUACAAGUAGACUGAUCAUGCGACACCAGGCUACAUUGAAGACACUCUACUUUAAUGAUAUAUCCAUAUCAAUCUCUACAGGUGACGAUCAUUCGAAUGCAUUGACAUUGAGAACCAACAAGAUGGUUGGUCCACAUUCAAUCAACAUGACUCAAGAUGACCUUCUGACUCCAGAUUCCACUAAAAUGAGAUCAUUAUUCAAUCACUCCAAUAAUGACGAUGAUGAUGAUGAUGACUAUUAUGAUUAUUAUGAUAGUGAUAAUAGUGAUCAGAGUAUAGAUAGCGAUUAUGAGCUUGACGAGCUUGGAAAGUCAUUCCAUCCAGUGAUCAAGUAUACCAAACCAAUACUUGAGGUCAAUUUGCCAACUAAAUUGAGCUGGCUAGAUCAGCACCUAAAGGAGAGAAAGAGGUUCUUCAAGUCCAAAAGAAGACUAUAUAUAUUUGAGUAA